CUUAAGUGUGCUUGUAGAUCUGAAUAUUUACAUUAAAUUAAUCAAAAUGAGUGUAAUGCAAUCUGUUUCCGAGAACAAAGAAAAUAUUGAGGAGGAAAAUUGUGGACCUUUGCUAAUUAAUAAACUUGAGCAGAGUGGAAUUAGUGCUGGGGAUAUUAAGAAGCUAAAGGAGCAUGGGUAUCAUACUGUUGAGGCAUUGGCUUAUGCUCCUAAAAAGGAACUUAUUGGAGUUAAAGGAAUAAGUGAAGCCAAAGCUGAUAAAAUUAUAAUUGAAGCUGCCAAGCUUGUUCCUAUGGGGUUUACUACAGCAACAGAAUUUCACCAACGACGGUCUGAAAUCAUUCAAAUCACAACUGGAUCAAAAGAGCUAGACAAGCUUCUACAAGGCGGUAUUGAAACUGGAUCAAUAACGGAAAUUUUCGGCGAAUUUAGGACUGGAAAGACUCAAAUUUGUCAUACUAUUGCUGCCACUUGUCAGCUGCCUAUUGAACAGGGUGGGGGAGAAGGAAAAUGUUUGUAUAUCGAUACUGAAGGUACUUUUCGCCCUGAGAGGCUGCUAGCAGUUGCUGAGCGAUAUGGCCUUAACGGAGCUGAUGUUUUGGAUAACGUAGCAUAUGCACGGGCGUAUAACACUGACCAUCAAUCUCAACUCCUUAUUCAAGCUGCAGCCAUGAUGUCCGAGACACGGUAUGCAGUUAUAGUUGUAGACAGUGCUACAGCGCUUUAUAGAACUGACUACAGUGGUCGUGGCGAGCUUUCUGCACGGCAAAUGCAUCUCGGCCGAUUUCUAAGAACCUUAUUGCGCCUUGCUGAUGAGUUUGGCGUGGCAGUUAUCAUUACAAACCAAGUUGUAGCUCAAGUUGACGGCGGAGCUAUGUUCUGUGCGGACCCGAAGAAACCUAUAGGAGGUCAUAUCAUGGCCCAUGCUUCAACCACAAGGUUAUAUCUCCGAAAAGGGCGUGGUGAUACAAGAAUUUGCAAGAUCUAUGAUUCUCCCUGUUUACCGGAAUCCGAAGUCAUGUUUUGUAUCAACAGUGAUGGUAUUGGAGACACCAAGGAUUAACAAUAUUUCUACAUUACAUUCCUUGACAUAAUUUUUCAAAUGGCUAUGAUAUAUUGAACUUUCCUUAGACAAAUGUACAUCCAACCAACAUAUAUUGAUCUUUCUUGUAAAGUUUGUUUUAGUUUAGCGGUGAAAGUUAAUUUCUAUUUCGCAUUCAUGCCUUAUCUCUAUUUUCAUCAAAUUCUUGUAGAUUUUUUUAACACAAGUGAUUUAAAUUCAAGUUAAAAUUUUUAAUUCACUUUUUUUAAAUCGUAAAUUAAAUAAAUGGCUUGUACCUGUACUGCAGUAUUGUUAAACUUAAUUUGCCAUGGGUGACUGCCAGUUUUGUGGAUUCAAUUUUUCUUCAAAAUUGUCUAUCUUACAUUUUAUUAGAUGUGUCAAUACUGUCAUAUCUGCCACCCGUUUUAACGCAAUAGCCUUGCAUUGGUUAUUCAUCCAUAAAACAGGACAUUUCUGUGUUUGUUCUUUUACUGUUACAUUAAAAUAUCUACAACUUCAAAAACUAAUUUAAACGCAG
This is a messenger RNA of Ciona intestinalis (vase tunicate), 1580 nucleotides long. Its product is annotated as DNA repair protein RAD51 homolog 1. Gene Ontology annotation, molecular function: ATP hydrolysis activity; DNA strand exchange activity; ATP-dependent DNA damage sensor activity. Gene Ontology annotation, cellular component: condensed nuclear chromosome. Gene Ontology annotation, biological process: DNA strand invasion; mitotic recombination; reciprocal meiotic recombination. The record is from RefSeq and is a predicted model, not a curated record. NCBI's taxonomy places the organism in Eukaryota, Metazoa, Chordata, Ascidiacea, Phlebobranchia, Cionidae.